GCAAAAAUGAUGGCACUAAUAAUAGGAGCCACAAUCUUUAUCAACAAAAACAAGAUAGAGGCGCGUGCAGGGUCAGGCCAUGAUCUUAUCCUGUGCUUCAUUUUCUGUCACUUAUAGUUAAAUCUUCUUCAAUGGCCGGUUGUCAUGUGAGUCCUGUGAUUUUUAGAACCUUGGAUAUAAUGAAGCUUCAAAGAUUGGCUCCGCCUGAGAAUCUUUCAAGGAUGAACACCUUGAGAAUUGGUGACAGACCGCUCUGGUUUAGACCCUUCACCAUAGUUAAAGUUGGGGAACAAAACUUUGGCUCAGGCUUGGUUAAGGAUGACACACUUGCUGAGAAGAAAAGGGAGCUUUACCAGGCAGUGGAAGGAAUCAACAGGGGGAUUUUUGGACUCCCAUCUGCCAGGAAAUUUGAAAUUGAGAGUUUGGUGCAGCAGCUAGAAUCUCAGAAUCCAACUCCAGAGCCAACUCUAGAACUAGACAAGGUGGCUGGGUGCUGGAGGCUUGUUUAUAGCACAAUCACAAUUCUGGGAUCAAAGAGAACCAAGUUAGGCCUCAGAGACUUUAUCUCAUUGGAUGAGUUUUUUCAAACCAUUGACAUAGCCAAGAGCAAAGCAGUUAACGUGGUCGAGUUCAGUGCAAAGGGGUUGAGUUUGUUGUCAGGACAGCUUAGUAUUGAGGCUUCUUUCAAGAUUGCUUCAGCAACAAGGGUUGACAUUAACUUUGAAAGCUCCACCAUUAUUCCUGAUCAGUUGAUGCAUGUAUUCCGGAAAAACUAUAAUCUUCUGUUGGGCAUCUUCAAUCCAGAGGGAUGGUUGGAAAUCACAUAUGUUGAUGACACCAUGAGGAUUGGAAGGGACAACAAAGGUAAUAUCUUUGUGCUGGAAAAAAUUGAAGAUAGAAGUCGUAAUCCUCAAGGUUAAGUAGUAUUUUAUUUAGGAUAAAUGUUGGGGUGACAUAAUUUUUAAAAACUCAUACUUUGACUCAUCACUACAUCAUCAUAAGAUAGAGUGUGGAUCUUGCUUUGAUGGUGGGUUCACAGUUCACUCUUCAUCCAUCCUUUAGUGAAGGAAUAAGGAGUUAAAGAUGAGUUUAAAAAGGUUAUGUCGUCUUAACAUAACUCGAUAGGUUUGAGUUAGACAUGUAUAUUUUUAUUAAUCCAUUUUUAAGUAUUUUGUCCCCUUUUUUUUCUUGAUAGAAACUAGGGCUGAAAAUUUGUGUUAUGUUGAUUAUAAUUACUGUUGCAUUGUGAGUAUUAGUACUCACUAAUGGCCAUUUUACAGUUACCUUGUAUCAAUCAAGUCCCUUUAUAGUUAUACUUUCUUUUUCCAACUGUAAAGGGCUAACCUGAUUUACAAAUAUCCGAUGGUAUACUUUGGAAUAUUCAA
Messenger RNA from Arachis duranensis, 1385 nucleotides. Its product is annotated as fibrillin protein 5 homolog. The record is from RefSeq and is a predicted model, not a curated record. Bases 132 to 920 code for a protein of 262 amino acids. Lineage: Eukaryota; Viridiplantae; Streptophyta; Magnoliopsida; Fabales; Fabaceae. The transcript has 7 exons.